GAUGACGAACGAACAUUGAGUUUCUCAAAAACCCAUUAUAAACUUGUAACAAUUUCUACAUAGCUGUCUAUAACCGUACAUUUGAACACUCACAUAAGACUUCUAUUUUUUCACCAUUCAAUUGUAAAAGUAUGCUGGUAGAGGCUUGACCCUUUCUUUGAUCUGCCAGAUUGCAAGCCAUUGGCUUUCGCAUUCCGUAAUUUUGCCUGGCAUCCACCUCCACUCACAUCAAUAAGAAUUUCAAAAAAUGGUAAAACUCACAGAAAGGAUUGCUAUCAAAGCAAUUACUCCUAGUCCGCUCUGGAGCUUCAAUAGAGGGGUUGGAAUCUCGGCCAGCUUUGCUAUACCCCUGCGACGAUACCAAUCUUCGUUAUCAAUGGCGUCCUUUCCCCUCAAACGCUCCCUUCCCAGGCCGCCGUCGCGUAACUACCAAAUACCUAUACGACUCUUCUCGACAACUCGACGUAUCGAAUCGUCCCCCAAGUUUACAUACGGUAUAUCAGCAUCGUACUGCGCCAAAGAGAACCGCUACGACCCUACCAAGAACCUCACACCCUUCAAUUCUCAUAAUCCUAUUCCCGUACCUCUCAAGCCUGCCAGCCGCCGGCCAGCCUCGGGCCAAGAUGCAUUUUUCGUGGCGCCCAUAUCUAAUACCUCAGAUAUUGCUCUCGGAAUCGCAGAUGGGGUAGGGGGGUGGAUUGAUUCGGGUGUCGAUCCUAGUGAUUUCUCACACGGUCUAUGCGAGUACAUGGCGCAUACGGCAUCGGUGUCCAAUACAAUAGAUGAAGUUCCUAUUUCUGCGAGAAGGCUGUUGCAAAAGGGUUACGAUUUAAUUUGUGCUUCAGGCAAAGUGCGUGCGGGGGGAAGUACGGCCGUUGUAGGACUUUUUAACUCUGGGGGGAAUAUGGAAGUUGCAAAUUUGGGAGACAGUGGAUAUAUACAAUUGAGAUCGGGAGCUGUGCAUUCGGCGUCUGGAUUUCAGACGCAUGCUUUUAAUACACCGUAUCAAUUAAGCUUGGUGCCGGAAGCGGUGAUAAGACAGGCGGCGAAAUUUGGGGGACAACAAUUGAUGGAUUUGCCAAGAGAUGCAGAAGUUAUGAGUAAGGAGUUGAAGCAUGGGGAUGUGGUUGUUUUUGCUAGUGAUGGGGUUUGGGAUAAUCUGAGUGGAGGGGACGUACUGAGAAUAGUGAGCAACAGAAUGCAAUAUAACGGAGUUUGGGUCAAUGGGGCAGGAGGGAAGGGGACCGGGGUGGGAGAAAAGCUUGGAGAGACAAUAGAAGAGAGCGACAAUGCAUCGGCAAGUCUGAGUCUACAGAGUUCUUUAGCUGUAGAUAUUACCGGGGAAGCUAAGGCGGCAAGUCUUAGUUUGAGGAGGGAUGGUCCAUUUGCAAGGGAGGUCCAGAGGAGAUAUCCGGAUGAGAAAUGGAGCGGUGGGAAGUCAGAUGAUAUUUGUGUAGUUGUAGUGGUGGUCGCAGAGGAAGGGAAAUGAGCGCAAGAUUAAGAUGACAAGAGAUGGAAACAGGAGUUUCAGAAACAACUGUUUGUAUGAUAUGGUGGCGGUACAAUACGAGGGCAAUUAGAAGGAUGGGGAGAGACUGACAUUGUGUUGUAUAUAUACCUCUUGCAUGGACACAGGCGGGCGGCCGACAUCCUUAAACGGUCAUUUAGAUUGUAGAAUGCUACACAGCGUGUAAUGAUUUACAGUAAUGGUCUACAUACAAUUGCCUUACUACCGCUUCCAACCUGAACUGUUUAAUAAGUUUGGGAGAUGGCUA
This is a messenger RNA of Botrytis cinerea B05.10, 1775 nucleotides long. RefSeq names its product Bcptc7 (gene Bcptc7). The transcript has a single exon. Bases 248 to 1489 code for a protein of 413 amino acids. The record is from RefSeq and is a predicted model, not a curated record. Lineage: Eukaryota; Fungi; Ascomycota; Leotiomycetes; Helotiales; Sclerotiniaceae.